CCUAAUGUGUACUGGUUUUUUAACAUACUCGAUGAUGGGUAAUGAAACAAUCCAAUAUCUUGAAGGUGCCUUUAUGGUCUUUGUGAAGUUUUAUUUUAUUUUUUGCCGGUCCAUUAUGGCAAAGCCUUGGAGAGUGAGCAUUCAUCUCAAUUGUAUGGCACCCUCUUUUUCCACCAUGACGUAAUUGAUCAUUGAAUGCAGAAGUACAAUAUUAUACCUGACCAUCUGUGGUAAAUGAAACUACAAUUAUCUACAUCAUUCGGUGGUAGAAGGCAAGCGUGGUGACCUCUUCUUACUCAGUUUAUUUUUCAUCAGGAUAUAAAAGUUGUGUAAUAUCCGCAAAUCGAAUAUCCUAUCGUCUGAUCAUUUCCAUUGUAGUGAGUUCUAAUCUCUGUUCGAUCAUUAACUUUAAUCAUGAAAAGCGUCCAGUCAAAGAGGAAAUGACUGCUGUAUAUAUUAUCUUUGUUUCAAAUAACACUGAAAAAUAAUCAUUGUCGUCACGGUCAUCACAUGGAGACGGACACGUAGUUGGAUCAAUGAGACCUACUUAAUAUUCCUCUCCUUAUAAUCUUCUCUACAUAGCUGUCAGUCAGUUUGUUAAGAGUUUAGUUUUAAACAAAUCCCACUUUUAAUCGACAUGAUGAAAGCAACUUCGGUUUUCACAGGUGUUUUGUUUCUUUUGGGAAGCUGUUACAGCAUAAAUUCACUUUCUCUGGACAUCGGUGAUGUAGAAUUUCAACAAGUUACCGUUAAUGCUGGCGAAAGUGCGACUUUGGAAUGCCAAGCAGGAACCGCCAACAACGAUGACGUUUACUGGUUAUCCGUACGAUAUCGCCGUUUCAUUAGCAAAAAUGAUAUACUCUUCGACUAUGGAACCGAUUGGGAUAACUUUGGAAUAAGCGUUGAUACGGUUGAUAGUUUGAAUCGCAUCUAUUACCUUGAUGUGUAUAUGGCGAGUGAGGACGUGAGCGGUAUUUACAUGUGUUACAGCUCUAUAGGUUUGGACAAGCUAGUACUAUGGGCAGGAGAGGUGAUCGUCAUUCCUGGAAAUGAUUUUCCGAGUUCACUUGAUACCUCAGUCUUUGACCCAUCCAAAAUACCGAAUCCUUCACAUUCUUUACAAUGUUCUGCGACUUAUAUUCCGCCGAUGAUGAAUCUGAUUAAUGUAAACGAAGAGGAGAUGGAGGUUAGGUGUAGCUGGUCUGCUCAAGAUCAUCCUGACGCCCGGCCAAUGUUGUUCUGCAAUGGCAAGGAACUCCUGAGCAAGUACUUUGUUGGUGAGAUAGUGACGGCAAGGGUGAUGCUUAACAAUAUCGAAGAAUGCUUUAACUUCACAUGUGCCUUGAAAGGGAUGAUAGGCGAGAGCCCUUUUGAAGAGACCUGCUCUUAUAUGCAAAAUGAACGAUCGGGGUUAUUGGCUCAAGUUCGUCGCCAAGGUGUCCGGAUUGAUCCAUUGUACAGUGUUAUCCAGCAGGGAAUGGAUGCCAUGUUUGUCUGCAUCUCAAGUUCGGAAGCACCCAACGGAACGUUUCAUUGGAACGUGUCUUCAAGAUUGUAUGAUCCAGGAGACCUAAUCAGUAACAUGGAGGUAACGCAGUCCAACAAAGCAAGCAUGUUGAUGAUAAAAGACAUUCAGAUACUUACAGACGAACCCCUGAUUGUCAGCUGUCAACUGAUAAGCGAGGACCAAACUGAGAGCAUCUUGAUUUCGGAAGCACUGUUAACAAUCAUGUCUCAAUUAUCUGACUAUUCUCACAAAAGAUCUACCAAUAUUUUUGAUGAAACAUUUGGUAUGACUAUAGUCUUACCUUUGAUUGUUUCGGUAUCAGUUUUGUUUGUUAUUGCUGUAUGCUUUCUCAUUUUCAUUUGCAAGACGAGAAAGCGUAAUAACGAAGCUGUGACUCCCAAAGAAGGAGCCAACAAUAACGAAAAUCGGAAAAUGCCCGUGUAUGUGUCAAUGAAAAACAUUAUGAGCCGUAACAUCACGAAGAGACCCAAGCAUCCCAGCCCUGCAGAAAAAGGAGCAAGUGGUCCGGAUAUUCAAGUAAGAAAAUCCCCGGCUCUCGUUCCACGGGUCAACCAUCCUGCGCAAGGAAAGACCCGUUCCAACAUAAAAGAAAGUCAAUCCACGGACUCGCUCGGGGUGAAACUUCCCAUUUGUAUAUCGGAUGACGGUGACUAUCUAUUACCUGACGGGGCGCAAGGCGUUGAUGAUGACAGCCAAAUCGUUCUCCGUGCCAAAAAUUCAAGACACCCCAGAGCACACUAUCCACCAACAGAAGUUCUGGUAGGAAGCAAGAAAAUGAUGUCCGCAAGAUCAUGGCAAGAGGAUCAGGUGGACAAAAGUGGUUACCUCGUUCCCAGCAUGGUAGUGGAUGAUGAUAUAGGAGUGUAUGUGUAUGCCACCAGUGAUGUAAUGGGUGGAAACCUGAAACCCCCUCGGCGAAAGACAUCGAGUUGCCAUGAACUGUCAAAUUAUUCGUAUGCGAGUUACUAGAACUUUCAUGUUCUAAUUGACAUCACUAUACGCACACCCUGUAAAGAGAACUAAUAAACAUGUUGACUCGUUAAACGCGUUCAGUCAACAAACAUUGAUCCACGCAUAACACUUAAAGAUUACUUGAAAACAUGUGAAUAUAAUCAUCUCUGUCUCUGUGUUUUGAUUUUCAUUCACACAUGAAUAAAUAAAUCAGUGUUUACAUACUUUCUGCUGUCAUGAUGAUCGGAUGGACCUUUAUUUUAUAAGUGUGUCUUGAAGUGUGAGUGAAGUGCAAAUCUCCGAGGGCAGCGAGGUACUUCUCCAAGAUUUUUUGGUUUUUAAUACUUAACUUAUUUGUUGGCUUUGUAUUGUCCUCCUGGUUCAAGUUGGAAAUAGGUGAAAGACGGCGAUGUUAUUGUUGUACUCAUUUUGCACAGACGAAAGAAUUCCUGCAGCAAUAUUAUAAAAAAGGAAUCGCAUAUGGUAACUUUAUUCAUAACUGAAGUGAUUAUUAACCCCGGAAUACAAACAGAUAUAAAUAAAUAGAGUAAAAUCAAAUUAAUCACAGAUUGAAACUGGACGCAUGACAUUUUGUAAUUACAAAUGUCAAAGAACGAUCUUAUGCAAUCAUUAAGCUUAAUACUGUCUGUUAUUUUCUGUGAUGUCUUUUAAAAGACAAUUCACUUCAUCAAGAAUUAAACACUACAUGCAUAAAUUUUCCAUCAUAGAAUUAAUUCAUGAAUUUUAAAACUAUUUUGAUAGAUUCAAAAUAAAAUUUUCAUUCACUGUCUUAGGAUUAACAAGAAAUCACAUUUUUUUUCCACUUGGAGAUGUUUAAAGGGGAAGUUGACGCUAGCGUUUAGUUGAUUUUGUUAAAAGGAGGAAAACAAAGGAAACGUACUAGCUAGGAGUAGGAUGGUGCUGCUUGUGCAUAUCCCUGAAAGCAUAACCGAGAUGGGAAUAUUGAAAGUUUCAGUUUUGUGACGUCACAUAUAAGCAGCUCCUUUACAUGUCAUGUGAUAGGCCUACACAUACCACAAAAUGCAAUUAUAAAAUGUCUUACCCUAAAAUGGAUUUACUCUAGCAUCAGAUGCAUUAUUGAUCAUACACGGUGCAAUGAGAUAAAUAUUUCAAAUCACGAUACAAAAUUGAAAUAUUAACAAAAAUAGGUAUAAUAUACAUGUAAAUUGAUGUUUUAGUUCAUAUGACUUUAGGGAACCGAACUGCUGGCAUAGGACGUCACGAAGUAAAACGUCGUACCUCUACAAUUCUUAUGUAUUUAUUUGUUCAAACUUCACCAAUAUCACUUUUUUCUACAUUACAUUAAGCUUAUCACCAGGGUAAAUCUGCCCGUUAAGCCUUCAUUAAAAUGUCGUCAGAGGUGUGUGUCAGCGCCUUAAAAUAGCUUAUUAGUUGGGUGAUGUGUUACAUGAUCACCAGUGAAAGUGAAUUGUAUACCGUGUAUCAUAACGCUCGCAAACUGUCGAAUUAAUGAGUUGUACAACAUGCUUAUAUGAAUGUAUUUAAUAAUGCCCUAUUUAAUUGUAAUAUUUUACCAAAGAAUAUAUACUAUACUGUGUAUAUCUAUAUGUCUAAAUAAUGCAUCGUGAAUGUAAAUACUUGAACAAUAAUAAUAUAAUAUUAUUCAAUUAUGUUUCCGAGUGUAUUGAACAGUUGAAGUUUAAAAGUAUGUUUUGUGUUUUGUGACAAUAAAGACAUUCGGCAACCAUCAUUACCAGUGUGUAUCUAUUCCUCGAAUUGCUUUAGCGCCGAGUUGGUAGCUCGGCUACAUCCAUGGUAGUAAAUUAUGAUAGUAACUGUGCUAUAUAGA
Messenger RNA from Lytechinus variegatus (green sea urchin), 4310 nucleotides. RefSeq lists its product as uncharacterized. Lineage: Eukaryota; Metazoa; Echinodermata; Echinoidea; Temnopleuroida; Toxopneustidae. The record is from RefSeq and is a predicted model, not a curated record. The transcript has 2 exons. Bases 638 to 2497 code for a protein of 619 amino acids.